This is a messenger RNA of Sphaerulina musiva SO2202, 1455 nucleotides long. RefSeq lists its product as uncharacterized. NCBI's taxonomy places the organism in Eukaryota, Fungi, Ascomycota, Dothideomycetes, Mycosphaerellales, Mycosphaerellaceae. The record is from RefSeq and is a predicted model, not a curated record. The transcript has a single exon. The coding region runs from base 342 to 1220 and encodes 292 amino acids.
AUGAUGAGAGGGACCUGGCCAAAGAAGGCUUCGUCGGCAAUACUCUCUCCUGGUCGCAGUACUGUGACGCGCUCGUCUCGUUGCGCACACGAUAUGAGGAUAUCAGUAGUGAGCUUCGAGACGCUGUGCAAGAGGCAGCGGCCAACCCCCAGGAGGGUUCUGACGACGAGUCUGAGGGGAAGCCUGACGACGAGUCUGAAGACGACGACGACGACGACGAUGACGAUGACGACGACGACGACGACGACGACGACGACAAUGACGACGACGCUGGCCAUGGUGGACGUGCCGAAGGCAAUGGAAGCGAUUCCAACGAUGACGGAGCCUCGGACGGUGGAGGCAUGGACUCCAACCAAGGCUCCGAAUUCGACGCCCAUGACGAUCUGGACGCGAUCGAGGCAGAUCUCGACCACGACGCCGGCGUCGAUCUGGAAGACAUCGAGGCAGGUGUCAGCAAUGACACCAAGAAGCCCGAUGAUCCCAAAGACGACGCCAAUAAGGCGCCGCGGGCUCCAUUACCAGGUAUGAAUCUCGCGGAGCUGAGUGCGGUCAUGGAAAUGCAACAGGCUCGAGAGAAGACGGAGGCCGCAAAAGGCCGAACUGAUGCUCUCUACAAACAACACGCCGUGGAAGCCGAGUAUUCAGAAUUCGAUCGUCAAGGAUGGAGCGAAGCAAUUCAUAAGAUCGAAACUUCCGAAUACAUAGCCCGCAAGCUCUACACGGCUAGAACCCUCCAAUUGCCAGAGUAUGUGCGCAAGCUGGACUUGGCACGAAAGAAGUAUGACAACAUCAGUCAGGAUAUCGAGGCUAGUCUGAUUUCGCUGGCCACUCCAUUGCUGAACUUUGAGGGACAAGACGAAUUUCCCGACCCUGACGCGCAAGAAAAAGAAAUCUUGAGAAUCCAAGCCGAAAACGCGUUCAAGGACCAGAGAGGCAAAAUCGAGAAAUCGUUCAUCGCCCACAAGAAACUGGACAGACACGGUGUGCGAGCCGAAUUCGACCGAUCCAAAUGGAACGAAGCAAUGGUCGCGGUUGGAGAUAAAAUGAGCCAACUCGAUCCAGCGAACGUGGACGGGAUGUUCACGUCGCUGACGUCGGCCGAAUACAGAGAGAAAUUUUCUGAUAUUCUCCAGGAGGCAGAGCAGAUUGCGACCAAAAUCGAAGCCAAUAUUGUACUGCUGCAGAACAUGGAAGGCAAUAUUGAUCCCGCUUUGCUUUGAAACAUGGAAGCAAGCAAAGCCACCGCGCUGCCUCCCAUACCUUCACGCCCGCCGUGCACCGCUUCACACAGACGCGAGGCAAUACCUUCACCCGCGAACGUUUGGGAUUUUGCUUUUGGGAGGGAUUGAAUUUUGCGGUUUUUCGAGCACGGAGUUUGGGUUUUUGUUUUCGUUUUGGGACGGUAAUGAAUUUGAGGGGUUUUUGGGGUCGGAGUUUGAAUAUGAAGAAAAGGAC